AAGUUCAAAGCUAACACGUGUGCCUAUUUUUAUUUCUUUCUUUAUAAUGUCCUAACCAUAGAUAAAAGAACGCUGUUAUUGGAAUGCUUGAUGUUGGUUGUGUGGAAUGGAAUGGGACUCCAAUGUUAUUGAUCAAUGGAAUUACUACGUAUUUUAUGGGAAUGUUUUAUGUAACAAACCAUAAUUCUACGAUUAAUACUGUUUGAAGCAUUAUUUUGUUCCUAUUCUAAAAAAGUGUGUUUUGAUUGUUUCAUAUCUUCUAGAGACAUUGUUCAUGUUUCGCUGAAGACACGUCACCAGUCAAAUGUGGAACUUGUUGUUCAUGGUGAUGUGAAUUGUAUCGUGUUACAAGUAAAACGCCUAUUCUCAAAAAGUAAUAAUAUAUAAUAUUUGCAAGUGUUUACAAUGUAUUUUUUCGACUCAAUUCCGAUUCAUAUGGACUAUGAUGGCCAGAGGAGAGCAGAGAAAUUGUCUCGGAUUAUCAUAACCCUCUUUGGUAUUGUUGGGCUUGUGUGGGGCUACAUCAUACAGCAGUUUUCACAGACGGUAUACAUCCUUGGAGCAGGAUUUGUUCUGGCAGCAAUUAUGACAAUUCCACCAUGGCCCAUGUAUCGGAGGAAACCUCUCCAAUGGCAGAAACCUCGCCCAGAAAAUGACGUGUCUGAGCAACCAACAAAAUCCAAGAAGAAGAAAUAGAUAUUGAUGGUAUCACAUAUUCAUGUAAUUUUAACAUUCCUGUGUAUGAUUUCCCACUUCUGUAUUGCAAUAAAUUGUACAUGUUAGAUGUUAAGUCACUGUUGUCCUAUUACUUGUUCUUGGUAUUAGACUGUUGAUCGACUAUGAUGAAAAGUCGAACUGAGCCUUCAACCUGCACAGAUUUCAACUACUGAAUGCUGUCUGAUAUAACCCCAAAAUUUUAGUCACCAUAUGACAUUUUUGCUUCAUUCAUUAUUUGUGUUACCUUCAUAGCAUGUUACAAAUAUUUCAAUAAAUAUUUUUCUGGAACAAAAAA
Messenger RNA from Zootermopsis nevadensis, 1012 nucleotides. RefSeq names its product Signal peptidase complex subunit Spase12 (gene Spase12). Gene Ontology annotation, cellular component: signal peptidase complex; membrane. The record is from RefSeq and is a predicted model, not a curated record. Gene Ontology annotation, biological process: protein targeting to ER. NCBI's taxonomy places the organism in Eukaryota, Metazoa, Arthropoda, Insecta, Blattodea, Termopsidae.